Aspergillus ruber CBS 135680 is the source of this 1720-nucleotide messenger RNA. RefSeq lists its product as uncharacterized. The record is from RefSeq and is a predicted model, not a curated record. The coding region runs from base 357 to 1571 and encodes 404 amino acids. The transcript has a single exon. Lineage: Eukaryota; Fungi; Ascomycota; Eurotiomycetes; Eurotiales; Aspergillaceae.
UAACUGCAGCAUUCACUAACUGGAGGAAUACACAUCAAAGCGCCUGGUUUAUACACUGCAAAGUUAUACAGGCAGCCUAAUUCACUGGAUUCGUCAUUCCUUUACAGAAUUUGUCUCUGUCACUGUCAGAGUCUUCAGAGCGCCGUCAUGCUCUCUUUCAUCUGACCCCCGACUCUCACCUGACAGCAUCAACAGCUGCUCCUGCCGCUUUUCGUUCAAGCGUAAAGAGAACUUACGUCAACAGCGAAUAUCGCACAAGCUUACAGAGCCAGCUAAAUAGACGGCUUUUCAUAAUCUGUUCAUGGAUGUCGACUACAUGAUUCGUAUCCGGUGUUCGACUCGCAUUAAUAUUGAAAAUGGGGCUCUGGAAUGACGGUAUCUUGGGCCUACAGAAAGCAGACAUGGUUUCCGUGGCUAAGAGGCAGGAUGAUACAGCAGGAGAAGUACCAGUAUUUACUCCAGCACCUCCAGCGCACCCUCCACUUCCCAGCGUCCCUACAACAAAACAAGACAACAAUGGCAGCAAACCGUCACAAGACCCUAACCUCGCCAAUCCUCGACUACUUGUCAACAGAUCUUGCAUUUAUGAGCGUCGACUACCUGGCGAUGCCUAUAUCACAGCGCACGUCCAACGACUCCAACACGGCUACUACUCCUGUCCCGCCGUGUCAGACAAAGACUUCGAACACGUCGACUUCCUCGCUGUUAACUUCGUCUUACAUUCACCUAAUACGUUAGAUCAUCGGUUCAUGGCAGCUACCAUCCGCGCAUCCGUCCAUGGCAAUCGCAAAAUGUCCACCUCCGGCCAGAUACAACCCCGGUUUAUAAUGCACGCACCACAUCUGAUCUACGGAGCCGUAUCACCAGAGACACUACAAUGGAACUUUGGGCUAGCAGGUAGUUUAGGCGUUUCGGAGUUCCCCGUGAGCGCCAGUAUAUCGCCAUCUGGAGGCGUGCUUGGAAAAUACCGACGAUACGAAAUGAUGCGAAUUCAAGGAUCUGUACGGACGCUGAAAAGUCCUCAUGGACGACAGUAUGACAUUGAAUCUGGAGAGAUUGUCUGGUCAUUGGAGGAGAACUCACUGCAGCGUUCUGGUCUACCACGGGAAUUUACAUUCGCCAUGCUAAUCCACAAACCACGCGCUGAGAGUCGAAUCCAUUUCUCCUUGGACAUCGACCCGGUAAUCCAAUCGUGGUAUGGAAGCUAUCCGAAGUGCUGGUUAUCGCUUUCACGGUACCAACCUGUACAACGACGACCAAUUGAUUUCAGACGGGAUAUAGGACAAAGGUUUGAGACGGGGCCAUCGUCGAAAAAGAAACGGUUUAACUUCGCGACUCUUGAAAGCUCUUUCGAUGAAUAUGUUAAUAUGCCAGGGAGAAGGUUCACGACGGGCGUAAGUCCCAGUUGGCUAGAUGGGGAUGGAGCAGUCAUUGACAUCAAGAUCAGACCAACCCGGACGACAAUCUUUUCAGAGACGAUAAUGAAUUCAAUCCAGAUGUUGUCAGGGGGUUUUCCGCAGUUGAAUCUCGUGGGAAGACCGCCUCGCGCAAACCUGCGAACAACCCGAUAAGCCUGCCAAACGAACCCCCAGCUGCGAAUUUAAAUGUCCACGUCAUGUUGGAUACAGCAUCGAGUAGGACGACGAAGCGGCAUAGGAGAAUGUCUAAUCCAGAGAGAGGCAUGCGGAGGGCAGAGCCACUUCGGAGGACUAGGUCUGGG